AUUCCGUGCCGUCGAAAAUCUAACUUUGCUUGGAUGCAUAGAUUAAAAAAAAGAUAUCUCAAACAUCGCUUUUUUAUUUACUCGUCUAUUUGUUCUAGGCAAAUGCAUCAUGUACGGGCUCAUCAUAGAAAACAUGGUGGAGUACAUAAAGCAGACAUACGGAGAAGACAAAUGGGAAGAGAUACGGAGAGCCGCCGCCGUAGAUCAACCCAGUUUCAGUACCCACCAGGUUUAUCCUGAAAGCUUGUUACCAAGGCUGUCUAAAAAAUCUGUACAGAUCCUUCGCGUGAGCGAAAAAGACUUCUUUGAGCAGAUGGGAGUAUUUUUCAUCUCGUUCAUCAGCCAAUACGGAUACGACCGCGUGCUGAGCGUACUGGGCAGGCACAUGCGAGACUUCCUCAAUGGCCUAGACAACCUGCACGAGUACCUGAAGUUCUCGUACCCACGCAUGAGAGCACCUUCCUUCAUCUGUGAAAAUGAAACUAAACAAGGGCUAACGUUGCACUACAGGAGCAAACGGCGGGGGUUUGUUUAUUAUACCAUGGGGCAGAUCAAGGAGGUAGCGAGACAUUUCUACCACAAAGAAAUGAAGAUAGAAUUAGUAAGAGAAGAACUCCUCUUCGACAUGGUACAUGUCACGUUCCAGUUAACAUUCGACAAUAGGGCCUUCACUCUAGCAUCGUUAGCAAUGACCAGGGAGGAGAAGCAUCUACCAAUCAGCGCUAGCGUUCUAUUCGAAAUAUUCCCUUUUUGUAUAGUUUUUGGCUCAGAUAUGUUAGUCCGUAGUAUUGGAAAUUCGUUGAUGGUGAUCCUGCCGGACCUAGUCGGAAAGAAGAUAACUAAUUGGUUCGAUUUGGUCCGACCACUCAUAUCCUUCAAAUUCGGUUCGAUACUCAACCGGACGAACAACAUCUUCGAGCUGGUGACUGUCGAACCAAUACUCAACGACAAUCCACCAGCGGAAUGCCGAAGACAUGAUGUGGCGCUGAGCGAUGAAAUGGAACUCUCUGAAGAUAGGAACCUAAGACUAAAAGGUCAGAUGAUAUACAUGGACAACUGGAAAAUGAUGAUGUACCUUGGAACGCCUGUGAUGCCAGAUCUCAACUCUCUAAUAAAUUCCGGACUGUACAUAAAUGACCUUUCAAUGCACGACUUUAGUCGAGACCUCAUGUUGGCGGGCACCCAACAAUCGGUAGAGCUGAAAUUAGCUUUAGACCAGGAGCAGCAGAAGAGCAAGAAGCUAGAGGAGUCUAUGAGGAAGCUGGAUGAAGAAAUGAGGAGGACGGACGAGCUGUUGUACCAGAUGAUUCCCAAGCAAGUGGCUGAUCGUCUGAGGAAGGGAGAGAACCCAAUUGACACCUGUGAGAUGUUCGACACUGUCUCGAUAUUGUUCUCCGAUGUAGUCACCUUCACGGAAAUCUGCAGCCGAAUAGCCCCUAUGGAGGUUGUUUCUAUGCUCAAUGGGAUGUACUCUAUAUUCGACAAGCUCACGGAGAGAAACAGGGUGUACAAGGUUGAGACUAUUGGGGAUGCGUACAUGGUAGUCAGCGGAGCACCAGAAAAAGAAGGCAACCACGCUGAACGAGUUUGUGAUAUGGCUUUAGAUAUGGUGGAGGCGAUCACUGAUCUCAAAGAUCCAUCUACAGGUCAGCAUCUGCGCAUCAGGGUAGGAGUCCAUUCAGGAGCCGUUGUGGCAGGGAUCGUCGGUCUGAAAAUGCCGAGGUAUUGCCUUUUCGGCGACAGCGUGAACACAGCGUCCAGAAUGGAGUCCACUAGCGAAGCGAUGAAAAUCCACAUAUCGCAGUACACCAAGGAACUCCUGCCGUCGAUUUACAAAGUGACGGAGAGAGGAGAGAUCCAGGUGAAAGGGAAAGGCACUAUGAAAACUUAUUGGUUACAAAACAAAGAAUCUCGAGCUCCAAUACUGCGAAACAACGAUACCAAACCGCUUUUAGGCGAAAUCGAAUAUGCCGUGCUCAACAAAGAAAAUGCUCUGGAAUCAGGAAGAACUGUUGCCUACUCCCCCAUUACGUUCAAAGAUGUUGCGCGAAGAAGUAUUGCAAGUUCACCAGUCAAAGCAAAUGCGAAAGAAUUGAGAUCGAACUCAGCUGGCGCCGUUUACGCGAUGGCCGAUCCUGGGGAUCUAUUUGGCUCAGUAGUCAUAGAUCAGGAUGACGCGAAUAGUUCCCCGCGGUCACCAACCUUCAGGAACAGAUCAACAACCGUUCCGACAAGAGCUAUAUGUAGUCAUCUCUCUCCAGAUAGUGAUAUAACACUGACGAUCGAACGGCCUUCAAGUGUAACACCAACAUCCUGUACAAUGGUAAAUAAUGCUUCCCAAACGGAUGAUUUAGAACUGCAAUCAAAGACAAGUAAACCAUCUGCACCAGAUCAAGAAUCACCUUCUAAACAGCAAUACGAGUUCGGCAAAUCUAUGCAUGAGUAUGCCAAGAAAAUGGACAACCGUAAGGAGUCAGCAGGAAGUCCAGAUACGGUAACAUCGUCGAAGAGCGACGGCAAUCUUUGCGGCAAAAUCAAGGCGGAGACCUCCAACACCAACCAUGUCUCGAAUAGUCGCAGUCAGCAUAACUUGAAACGCCACCAUCACCACCACCAACAAAACCAACAUCAACAGUGCUGCUCAGGCUUUGGGUCUAGCGGGAAGAAUCGGUUUCAAGGCAAUGCCUGCACUAUCGUAUAGGCAAAUGCACUAUCUCAGUCUGUGACAUAGCUAUUGUGUGAGGUUGAUAUAUUUUGUGAGGUGUUCGAGAGGGUGGUAAAAAACCAUUCGGACUUAAUUAAUAAUUUCCGAUAAUUUAAUUUUGACCUAGCGAUGAAUAGGUAUGACACCUUUGCCCAGCAAUACUAUUGUUCUCCAGUUUCAAUCAGUUAGCGUUGCAGUAUGCGAAUUAAUUCCAUUUCCUGAUACCUUUAAAACCUCUCUGGGCAAAUAACGCCUGCCUGGUGGAUGGGGGCUGUGUAGUGUGCGCAGGCGCUUCAAGGAGCCGACUUAAUUAUAGUCCAGUCAAGGUGUACACAUUUUCCGGAAUGUGCGUAUCGAAACGGGCCAUUUACUCCCAACUGGCUGUGUUCAAAAGAAUUGUUAAGAACUAUAACUGCUGGUACACCCAGGCGCUCGUUACAUCGUCACACCCAGUGAAAGUGCUGAAACACGCGCAUACAUGUUGUUCACACAGAAGGUGUUUCGACGCGAGUUGACAAGUCCUAGCGAGUGGCGAGCAUUUUGCAUUACACUUGCGUCAUGUAAUACGAUGCGCUGCAAAAUUACCGAACGCGCCUCGAUAUUGUGGAAUGUUCCACCUACAUCAUUGCAUAGAUAAGAGUAUCUAGUUUUCAUCAUUACUUAGAACUGGUAUCAUAAAAAGACCAUGCUAUACGCGUGUAGGUAUACAUAUAGCUCUGUGAACAUUAUCUAAUCUUCUCCUCGUUUUUCCCGUUUUAAACCAACCAUCAGGCUAGGCCAGUGGUGUAAGCUUACAAGCCAAACGCUGCUUUGAUUUUGAUCAAAAUUAGCCCUCCUUAGAGCUGCAGAUCAGAUAUGUCAAUAAAUUCGAUUUCGACAACGAUCCAAUUAAGCACCCUAUUUUAAAGAAACCGUGAUCGUAUAUUUUGCGUCCAGUGAUGUUGCGUGACUCCACAUCAGCUAUUCGUGAAAAAAUGACGUCAAGUAAAAUGACUCUGUACAUCCUGCGCAACAUCGUCAUUAGUUCAUGACGGAUUAAAUUUAGCGCAAUUUAAAUCGUCUGGGGGAAGUCAGUUGCGAACACAUAUCACAGAGCAAUUAAACGGAUUAACUAAGUCAAACAGGCCCAUACAAUUAGUCCAUACACAUUAUUUCCCUGCUUUACCAGUAGUUACUGUUCAUCUGGCAACGUAGCAUCGAGUCAUUUCGAGCAUGAUCCGUUUAUAUGUUUUUUGCGCUGCAAUGCAGAUACAUUAGUCAGCCGAACCGGAUCGGACUUGGCGGAAUCAAAAAUGGGAACCUCCAUAUCGGGCAGCUGCUGAGCAAAGAAUGAGCAGAACCUCAAAGCGCGACCGGAGGAAUCGAGAGUGAGUGACCAGCCGCGCACAGCGGUGUUGUCGGAUUUCGCCUCGCACCUUCCAGUGUGGCUGGAGAUCUUUGGGAACCUUAUUUAUGGACCAACCCUCGUAUAUUUGCGCAAUAUCAAACUAUUUCUCGUUUCAUGAUUUUCCUUUAAACGGAUUUUGAAUUUAACGUUUUUUUCACUUUAUCUGAUUAGUACCUAUAGGUACCGAUCUCUAAAAUUUCAAUCAACGUAAUUAUCUAUGAUCAGCGAUAUUGUUUUUGGAGUUAUGCUCGUCAUUUGUCAUAAGCAUAAACGGGGCAAUACUGUCAACAUGUUAUUUUUGAGGAAAAUGCUCGUAAUUACUGACAAAAUUAGAAAAAUGAAUUCAUUAUUGGAGAAUUAUGGUAGAAGAGUCACUACAAUGUUAUUUUAUUUAGCAAUCACCUAUAAAAACAGUUACCUCAAACCAAAAUAGAAUCAUCAAUCAGUGGCAUCAAUGCUAUAGUGACAAGAUAUUUGAAGUUAUGGUCAAGUAUAGAACCGAUGAAACCAACACAAAAAAAUAACAGCUAUUCCAUGAGAGCGAUGACUUAAGUGAUGACAGAUAACAGGGGUGUCGUGGUACCAAUAGUACGAGGUCUGUAAAUUAGGUGAUGAGACUGGCAACGUACCGUUCGAUCUGGUAAUACUGGAGGGGUGACUGGGGGACCUGUGAUCUGCCUUCAGUACAAGUUUGAACUCGCUCGAGUCAUUUGGUUGCCCGUAGCGAUUUGCUUUUGUGAAACAGUUUUUUCUAUUGUGUUCUAAAAAUGAGUGACAUCACUUUCAAGAAACCGUGUGCUAUCAGGUUUUGUACAGUGCAAAUGAGACUCUUGCUAAACUAGCCUAUGGAGACAGUAUUUUGUUAAGAGCCCAGGCUUUCGGUGGUUUAAGGUAUUUUCAGAAGGGAGAGAGUCGGUUGAAGAUGAACCACGGAGCAGAAGACUUUCAUUUUCAAGAACCGAUAAAAAUAUCGACAGAAUCCGGGUUGUGGGUUCAGAUCGUCGGUUGACAGUCAGAAUAAUCGGGGAAGUGUUAAAUUUGACUCACACCAAGGUUCAUCAGAUCAAGAACAGCUAAGUGUUACAUCCCGAUAAUGCUCCUUGUCACGCAGCAAAGUUAAUAAACGAGUUUUUGGCCAUUAAAAACAUACAUGUGGCUUCACAGCCUCCUUAUUCACCUGACUUGAGUCCUUGUGACUUUUUUCUCUUUCCGAAGUUGAAAAUCACCUCAAGGGAACUCAUUCUGGAACAGUCGAAAACAUUCAAACGGCUGUAACCGACCAGCUGAUGGCUAUUCCAGUACCGGUGUUCCAGCACUGCUAUGAGGAGUGGAAGGACCAUCUCCAGCGCUGUGUGACUUCAGAGGGAAGUCAUUUUGAGGGCAACAAUAUAAAAUUGUAUUUAUAUUUGAAUAAGAAAAUUAGAAAAAAUAAGUCUCAGUACUUAAUUUAUAGACCUCACAGGUCCGAUUUCGCCUUAAGACAAUAUUUUACUAAAAUAAACUACUUUCUUUAUUUAUUUUUAUGCAUUCUUUAGAACAAACGUGAAAAAUGGCAUCAAGUAGGUUGACUGCCCCUCCCAAGUAUCAUCAGUUCGUAAAGUAUUAUUUUUGGCGCAAAACAGCUCGACUGAGAGAAAAGUGAGCUCCAACAUUCAUAACAAAAAUGUUAAAUGGAUCAAGUCAAACAGGCUCAUGUUAUUAGUCCACAGUGCCCACCCAUUUCACAACGUUGCACUGCCCUACCGUCAGCACCGACCGUCUGGCAACAAUUAUAAGCUCACCAGUCAUCCAGCCAGUUCGUUGCGUUGCAUGCCACGUGUACUGAAAAUAAUUCUCCAUCAUUCUAAUGUUAGGCAAAUGAACGUAGAAAUGAAUGAUGCGUGAAUAAUAUUUAAUAGGUGUAAAGAAUGACCGUAAAUGGAAGGGCAUUAAUAUACUACUAACGUUAAAUAAUUGAGGUACACCUUCCGCCUACCCCCCUAAAGCCCUCAAUUGUUGAAGCCUACAAAUUUUCUGGGAAAUUAUUAGGAGCCUCCCAAAUGUUAUAAAACGAAGUUUGAGUGGUUUUUACUCUUUCGUUUUUCGCCAGUAGCUCUGUCGCCACUGGAUCGAUAUUCAAGAACUACAAACCCUUCUCGUUCUAGGCUAAGCAUAAUCAAUCAAAAUCUAUACUUUCCACGUUAUAGCGGACAGACAGACCGACGGAAAUGAGUGACACGGUUUUUUUGUGAUAUAAGAUCAAAUCAUUUUCGGAUUUUUUCGCGAUUACAAUAAUUCCCCAGAAGUUGGGAUGAGGAGUAAAAUAAAAGCAUCGCAUGUUCCUUGCUGAAUAGCCUCAAAGCUGUUGGGAUCUUCGUGUUUCUUAAUGCAUCUAAUUACCAUUGUCAGUUCAACGAUUUUGAAAGCCUGACUUUGUUAUAAAGAGAAACAGUGAUUACACGCUAUAAACAAAAGCCAGCCUUUUGGUUGUCUUCAUUACGGUAAAGAGAUAUUUCAACAAAAACCGCAGACAGUAAUUGCCUACGACAUAAUUAUUAAUUCUGAAAAUUAAUGGUUAUCAUUGUAGCGUUACAACCGCUUGCAGAGAUACCUCAUUGAGUUUUGAAUAAUGUUUGUCUUGAAUUUUUGAUACAUAUACCCAUGUCUCUUAACAAUCAAGAGAGAGCUCAGACGCGAUAAAAAAUGCACCUACUUCUUGUUAGCAGAAAACAAAAUGGUGAAAACCCAAGAUUAAAGACGUUCAAUAGCUAUUCAAAAAACAUAUUUAAGGGCAGGCUAGUAGUUUCAAAACGAAACUGAUGAGAGUUAUCUUGAAUGAAUUUCACUGUGACUCAAAUGUAGGAGCAAGAAAAAGGAGAAACCAUGUCAAACCUUAUAAAUCGACUAAUAGAAUUGAACGUUAUAUGGAAGAUUUCAAGUCCCAUCUACAAAAUUUUCAAGUGUAGCAAACCGUAUAGCUCAAAUGUGAGAAGCGUUUCCUAGUCUACUCUAGCAACAUUUUCAGUGAAAUAAAAUUUUGGACCAUUUUAUGAAAUAUGAUUUAAUACGAAAAGACAACUUUCUAAUGUAAUCAUCUUCCAUUCUUCCUACAUUUUCUAGUCAAUGUUGAAAGUCUAUAUUUUAAAGUGAUAUAGAAACAAAAAAAAAACAGGUUCUACCUGUUAUUCCAUAAGUUUUAGGAGGUAAGUUUUCAUUUUCUAGAUCUGUAAUGUUAAAAAUGUGCUGUACAUAGUUUAUUGUUAAUAUAAUAUUAAAUGUG
Acanthoscelides obtectus is the source of this 7350-nucleotide messenger RNA. NCBI's taxonomy places the organism in Eukaryota, Metazoa, Arthropoda, Insecta, Coleoptera, Chrysomelidae. The record is from the annotation of a GenBank genome assembly.